AUGAGAAUGAGAUGUUUGCAAGAUUCAGAAAAAUCACUUAAUGACUUACUUACAAUGAUGAGAACAAUGGAAAUUUCGAAGACUCAAGCAACAAGUAUGUCAAAGGACACUAGUAGUCAGCAGGUAGUGCGUGUAAACAGCAAUCCAUAUUUUAGUCGGAAAUCAAAGGGAUUCGUACCACAACGUUCGCAACAACGUUCUAGUUCAUAUCAAGGUUUACCGCAAGCAGGCUUGUCGUCGGGAAGGCGAAUCAGUCCUCACCAAACUAGCAAGAAAUGUCGUAACUGUGGAGGAAAAUACCCACAUAUAUCACGUUGCCCCGCGCUUGGAGCAGAAUGUAAUUAUUGCCAUAAGAAGAACCAUUAUAUAUCUGUUUGUAGAAAACGUAAGAAGCAGGUGACAUUGAUCGAGGAUGAACAGCCGGAUUUAGAAAUUUUAACAGAUGAAUACGAGACGGAUUGCAAUUCGGAUGAAUGUGAUGUGCUAUUUGGAUUCAUGUUAGAUAGAAAGAAAGUGCCAAAGAAAAGAAUAAAAUUAAAUGGUGUAGAUGUGAAUGUUUUGGUUGAUAGCGGGUCAUCGAUCAAUAUUGUCAGUGAAAUUGUCCUUAAGAAAAUGAAAAAAUCACCGGAAAUCAAGAAAGCGACCACGAAAGCGUUCGCAUUUGGACAGAAGUCUCCACUGCCAUUCCAAGGUAAAUGUUCUUUGCUUGUUGAGUCGGACUCAAAAUUCGUGACCAGAGAUUUCCAUAUCGUUACGGGUAAUAAAGAAUCAUUGAUUAGUUAUGAGCUGUCAGUAGAGCUUGGGAUUUUACCGCAGAUACAAUCUGUUCAAACCAAAGACGAAUAUGAAGGACUUACCGAAGAAUACUCGCAAGUUUUCACUGGGUUAGGAUGUCUGAAAGACAGAAAAGUUAAGUUUCACAUUGAUGAAAGUGUUGUGCCAGUAGCUCAGCCUCCUAGGAGAGUGCCAUUUCAUGUGCGUGAGCAAGUUGAGCAGGAACUUAAAAGUUUGGAGGAUAUGGAUGUUAUUGAAAAAGUGGAAGGUGUACCAACACCAUGGGUAUCGAACCUGGUAGCUGCUCCAAAACCAAAUUCACCGAGAGAAGUAAGAGUGUGCAUAGAUAUGAGGAAAGCCAACACCGCAAUUAAAACAGAGAAAAAUGUUAGUCCGACGGUGGAUGAUAUAAUCUUAACGUUGAACGGCGCAAAAGUGUUUUCGCGUCUCGAUCUGUACAAAGCUUUCCAUCAAAUUGAACUGGAUGAGUCAUCACGUGCAAUGACAACGUUUCAGACACAUGUUGGACUUUUUCGAUAUAAACGUUUAAAUUUUGGAGUGUCAGCAGCACCGAUUCUGUUCCAAAAUGAGCUUCGUCAAGCACUUCAGGGUCUAACAGGCGUGUUAAACAUUGCUGACGAUAUCGUAUGCUACGGCAAAACGCGUGAUGAAACAUGA
This is a messenger RNA of Mercenaria mercenaria, 1452 nucleotides long. RefSeq lists its product as uncharacterized. Gene Ontology annotation, molecular function: aspartic-type endopeptidase activity. Bases 1 to 1452 code for a protein of 483 amino acids. The record is from RefSeq and is a predicted model, not a curated record. Gene Ontology annotation, biological process: proteolysis. The transcript has a single exon. NCBI's taxonomy places the organism in Eukaryota, Metazoa, Mollusca, Bivalvia, Venerida, Veneridae.